Leguminivora glycinivorella is the source of this 3158-nucleotide messenger RNA. Its product is annotated as ethanolaminephosphotransferase 1. NCBI's taxonomy places the organism in Eukaryota, Metazoa, Arthropoda, Insecta, Lepidoptera, Tortricidae. The record is from RefSeq and is a predicted model, not a curated record. Gene Ontology annotation, cellular component: endoplasmic reticulum membrane; Golgi apparatus. Bases 206 to 1354 code for a protein of 382 amino acids. Gene Ontology annotation, biological process: phosphatidylethanolamine biosynthetic process. Gene Ontology annotation, molecular function: ethanolaminephosphotransferase activity. The transcript is spliced from 9 exons.
UGCGAGGCUAUUGUAUUGUACGUUUAAUUUUAAUCGCCGCGCCGGUGAUUGCCGUUCGCCGGCGUGCUUUGCUCGACGCUGUUAUCAUAAUUUCAGUUAAAAUUGAAAAAAAUAUAUCGCGCGUGUGAAUUGUGAUUUUUUGCCGUGAAAAAUAUAGCCGGCUGGGACAUCGAUAGUUCUCAGGGAGACAUCCCCGGAAGCCAAAAUGGGCCGCUUCCUAUCGAAAGAGAACCUAGAGGGUUUCGAUAAAUAUAAGUAUAACUCUAUUGACACAAGUGUUCUCAGCAACUAUGUUAUGCACCCAUUCUGGAAUUGGUGUGUUCAAUUCUGCCCAGUCUGGGUAGCACCAAACCUGCUAACCUUUACCGGCUUCCUCCUGACCGUACUAAACUUCCUCCUGUUUUCCUACUACGACUACGGGUUCUUCGCGUUAACCGAGGCCGGCGGUGACGGGAUCCCCAGGUGGCUGUGGGCGGUGUCCGCUGUCAACCUGUUUGUGGCCUAUACCCUGGAUGGGAUCGACGGCAAGCAAGCGCGUCGCACUGGCACCAGCGGGCCUCUGGGCGAGCUCUUCGAUCAUGGACUCGACUCUUACUCGGCUGUCUUCAUUCCUGCCUGCCUUUAUAGCAUAUUUGGGAGGGACGAGCUGAGCCCGCUGCGCAUGUUCUUCGUGAUAUGGAACAUCUUCAUCAACUUCUACCUGACACACUGGGAGAAGUACAACACGGGCGUCAUGUUCCUGCCGUGGGGAUACGAUUUCACCAUGAUUGGAUCGUGUCUCCUGUUGCUGAUAACGUCAGCCAUCGGUCCGAAGGCGUGGCGCGUGGCUCUGCCCGGCGGCCUAACCCCAGGCGUGGUGUUCGAGCUCGUGCUAUACCUGUCAGCUAUGCUAACGUCGCAAACUACCAUCCUGUUCAACAUUUACAAGUCCUACCGCGACGGCACAGGCAAAAUGCGGUCCUUCAACGAAGCCCUGCGCCCGCUCUACCCUGUGACUAUCUUCUUCGCCGUCAGUUCGGCGUGGGCACUGUACUCGCCGAGCGACAUCGUGGAUCGCGCACCGAGACUGUUCUAUAUACUGACGGGGACUAUAUUUUCUAAUAUUAACUGCCAACUUAUCGUCGCCCAGAUGAGCGGCACGCGUUGUUCAGCGUGGAACGCGUUACUACUGCCAUACACUGUGUGCUGCGUCGCGUCGCUAACAAUACUCAAUCCUACUGCGGAGCUGCUCUUACUGUAUACUCUGACCGCGGCGUGUACUGUGGCACAUGUCUACUAUGGCACUAGGGUGGUGCAAGAAAUGUGCGAACACUUCAAAAUCAACUGCUUCCAUAUCAAGCCAAAAAUUAAAUAAGUAGGGUCUAGUCGAAAUGUUUAUUAGUUUUAUUAUAAUGAAUUAAAGGUUGCGGUAGAUAUCUGGUCAAGGUAAUAUGUUAAGUACACAGUGAAAUUUUACCAAAAGUUGGUGUUUAAUGAAAAUGCAUUUAUAUGUAAUUUUAUGGUGGAAACGUGUGUUAAUUGUUGUAUGGACUUUCAGUUACUUGUAUCGAUUUCGAUCACAAAUCUUUGCAUAUAGAUUUACAGAACCUCUUUGGAAUUGAAGCCUAAGAAGUGGUUAUAUUUAACCAUUUAAUGUCAAGCACAGCAAUAGCUACUAUACUCGCUGCAAUGCUGGCGACUGAAGUCAUAUUGCCACCUCUUUCAUGCUAAUGGAUACCCGGUGAGAUAGAAAGGGAUGGUACUAUAACAUCAGUCGCCACUUGGUAUUGCGGCAAGUAUAGCCGUGCUCUUGGUACCAUGGACUAAGGGCCAGUUGCAUCAACCACAGUUAACAGACACAUCGACGUCACGCAGCAGGUCUAUGGAAUUUCCAUACAAAAAAUAGCUAACGCCAAAUUCGGUGGCAAGACGGUUUGGUGUAACUGAGCAUAAAGCCUCCGCCACACAUAAUCCGCCGCGUUUAGAUAGCGGAGCGUAAUGAUAGCGGCGCGCCGGACGAACGCUGGCGUUCCACUCGCAAUCCGCGCGCAUUCCGCUCGCGAUCCGCGCUCGUUAGUUCCCGCCGGCGUCCGCUGGGCGCAACGCCAGCGUUCUUCCGGCGCACCGCUAUCAUUGCGCUCCGCUAACACUCCGCCUACGCUCUCAAAACGCGCAUGUGUGGCCGAGCUUUAAGUGUUACGGCGUACGCCUUCAAAGUAACCGUUAAAGUUUACAUACAUUAGCUCGUGACUUUGGUAAAUAAGUAACUUUUUUAACAUAAUGUUUUCAAAGGGUUAAACUAUUUGGUUAGCCAAAAUUGGCUUCCUUCCUGAUGGAAUUGUACCUAGUUAUUUUUAGCUAAAUUAGACGAAUAUUAUAGUGACUUGUAUUCAUUGAAAAAAGGACUUUGAAGGAAUCUCAGACGACCGGUUUACCUUUUUCUAUAAACCAAGUCUUGCCAAAUAUGAACAUUUACUUCCUUAGCAAUAAUAGUAAGCUAGAUUUUAACCAAAUGUUACUAGAAACACUAGUCAAUAUUAUCGCCACAUUCAAUAUGGCAUUUUUACUUUUAUAAUAUAAUGUAGCAUUUUCUCAUGAACUUUUUAAUCGUAACGAAUAUCAAACGAUUCAAUAGACUUAAAUAUUUUUCGACCAUUGUAAUGAUUUCGAUAUUUAUACAAAUCUUAGUAUGCAGUGUCUGACCAAUAAGACCAAUUAUUGAAAUAAUAUUAACAAUAGCCAAAUAUGACAUAUUUAUAAGGGGUCCGCUUGCUUGCUAUGCCUUGCCAGGCAAGUAUGGUCGCGUGGUAAAUAAUAAAACAUCUGGCCGCCGCUAUCGCACUUACAAAUAGUGCGAUAGGGACAGCCUGAUGUUUUAUCAUUUAUCGCGCGACCAUGCUUGCCUGCCUGGUUGUUCUGAACCGCCGCGGGUUCACAGACGACGUUGUAAUGGGAGGACGACCACUCCGGAACAUUUACGUAUACGAAUACACCACACAGACGCUGCAGACAACGCUACCGGCGGCGCAUCAGAAUGACUAUUAGUCGUUCUAGGCCUAACGGCCCAACCACGACAUUGGUCUAAGCGCGACAGCGGUGAGCGGCAGCCAUAGAUUAGAUUAGAUUAUAUUUAUUUCUUGAUGAAAAUUACAUGUUAUUUUAACUUAAAAAUAGCACCA